CGGCGGAAGACGCGAAGGAGCGAGGGCUGCGGCGGGCCCAGCGGCGCGCUGCGAGGGGCGCGGGCGCUCGUCGCGCUUGCGGCGCUCUGGGCGGUGCGGGUCAUGGCUCCGCCCCUGGCGCCCGGCCGGGACCGUGCGGGCCGAGAGUUUGAGGACGCCUGGGAGACUCGGGGGGACCGCAAGGCCCGGAAGCCCCUGGUGGAGAAGAAGCGGCGCGCGCGGAUCAACGAGAGCCUUCAGGAGCUGCGGCUGCUGCUGGCGGGCGCCGAGGUGCAGGCCAAGCUGGAGAACGCCGAGGUGCUGGAGCUGACGGUGCGGCGCGUGCAGGGCACGCUGCGGGGCCGGGCGCGCGAGCGCGAGCAGCUGCAGGCGGAAGCAAGCGAGCGCUUCGCGGCCGGCUACAUCCAGUGCAUGCACGAGGUGCACACGUUCGUGUCCACGUGCCAGGCCAUCGAUGCCACCGUCGCCGCAGAACUCCUCAACCACCUGCUCGAGUCCAUGCCUCUGCGCGAGGGCAGCAGCUUCCGGGAUCUGCUGGGGGACGCCCUGGCCGGGUCUCCGGGAGCCCCUGGUCGAAGCGGCUGGCCCACGGGAGGGGUCUUGGGGUCCCCUCUGCCCAGUCCCCCGGGCCCCGGGGACGACCUGUGCUCCGACCUGGAGGAGGCCCCCGAGGCUGAACUGAGCCGAGCGCCUGCCGAAGGGCCAGACUUGGUGCCAGCAGCCCUGGGCAGCCUGACCGCUGCUCGCAUAGCCCAGAGCGUCUGGAGGCCUUGGUGACUAACGCCAGCCCCAGGUUUGCAAGGGUGGGUGUGGCCUUCCCUUGCUCUGUUCCAGCCUCCCUGGGGACAGAUGUGGUGGGGGCAGGGGCCUGAAUGUCUCCCAGAUCUGCCUGCCCUCUUCCUCCAGUGAGUGGGUUGCAGGGCAGUCCAGGAUGACCAGCCCACUCAGGCCCCUAGCCCUGUUUCUUAAGCGAGUAUCUCUUGGGGACCCCCAGCCCCGGGUUGGGUGGAGGGUGGGAGCUGCAGGCCGCAGGAAGAAUCCUACAGAGCUACCGCGGUUCUCCAGGACUGCAGGUGGCCCAGGCUUCCCAGGUACUGUAUGGAUCUGGGGGCAGAAGUGCUGAAACCCUCCUCCGUGCCGGGCACUAGUGUCGGGGACAGAGGGAGACCUCGGACCCUGGCGGCCCUGGCCUGAGCAGAAGCUUGAACUUGCCACUUCAUUCAGGACACGGUGCAUUCAUUCAGGACACAGGAGGCAGGUGCAUUCCCCAGCAUUGCCAGUCCUCUGCCAGACAGAAGCAAAGCCUCCCUGAACGCCUUGCAUUUAGCACACUUGGAGUUUGUGUAUUAGGUUACCAACAAAUGUUCCAGUUUUAUUAAAUAAAGGAUUUUGGAGAGUUAGUUACCCUUCAGAAGUA
Molecule: messenger RNA, 1417 nt
Organism: Felis catus (domestic cat)
Lineage: Eukaryota; Metazoa; Chordata; Mammalia; Carnivora; Felidae
Gene: HES6
Product: hes family bHLH transcription factor 6
Exons: 4
Coding region: 103-777 (224 amino acids)
Biological process (GO): regulation of neurogenesis; regulation of transcription by RNA polymerase II; anterior/posterior pattern specification
Cellular component (GO): nucleus
Molecular function (GO): RNA polymerase II cis-regulatory region sequence-specific DNA binding; DNA-binding transcription factor activity, RNA polymerase II-specific; protein dimerization activity
Source: RefSeq, a predicted model, not a curated record